Molecule: messenger RNA, 918 nt
Organism: Humulus lupulus (European hop)
Lineage: Eukaryota; Viridiplantae; Streptophyta; Magnoliopsida; Rosales; Cannabaceae
Exons: 2
Coding region: 261-887 (208 amino acids)
Biological process (GO): proteolysis
Molecular function (GO): cysteine-type peptidase activity
Source: RefSeq, a predicted model, not a curated record
CUGAACCACUGAGGAAGUGUGACCCACAGCAGGAGAAGAGCUUCCAUAAGUGGAUCAUCAGGAAGAUUGACAACAAGAGAGACCGGAACGUCUAUACUGGGACCCACGGUGUGGCAUGGUUCUUGCAGUUGCACACAGUCCAGACUUGGCUGUGGGAUUCGGUAUGUAAAUUACAUUCAUGUUUUCAAUUCAAUCUUAAAAUAUAUUGAUGGUACUAACGAAUUUUCAUGUUUUUUUAGCAUAUUGAUGCCGCUUUGCACAUGCUACGCCGCCGACGCCACUUUUACCAUGCUGCAUUUCGGCAAGAUGCUGCGAUCAUGAACACCACCUUCCCCCAGGUGUGCCUAGGUCGUUGGAAUCAUUUCAGAGAGACUGGCACUAAGUAUACAUGGGACGACGAUGUGCUGAGAAUGUUGAAGGGCGAUGAUAAUCAAUUCCUUGUAUCAUGGCAAAAUGUGAGUGAAGUAUAUUUUGUCUUGCACGUCGAGAAAGCCGCACAUUGGAUCGCCAUUGAAGUCUCCAUUCCAAUGUGGUGCAUCAACAUUUAUGAUUCCAACCAUAGCGUGCUCAGUCCCACUCUGAUGGAGGAAGCGAUUAAGCCUUGGUGCUUAUUGUUGCCUUCGUUGUUAUGGUGUUCUGGCAUGUUUGACGACCAUGAGGACCUCCAGGUAUAUCCUGAGCAGAAUGCAAAGCCUUUUUCAUAUUGUCGUAUUCCUCCGGAGGAGUGUCCUCAGACUAAGACAAGUGGGGAUUGUGGUAUGUUUGCCAUCAAACAUAUCGAGCAUCUGGUUGCCAGGCUACCACUCGAUACCGUUAUCGAUGAGAACAUCCAGCAUUUCAGGACCAAGUGGUGUGUGGACCUAUUCUAUCAGAAUUUGUCCCCGUGAUGCUCUUUACAUUUUUGUCUUACACAUCUUG